Molecule: messenger RNA, 840 nt
Organism: Rosa chinensis
Lineage: Eukaryota; Viridiplantae; Streptophyta; Magnoliopsida; Rosales; Rosaceae
Product: F-box protein At5g07610
Exons: 1
Coding region: 1-840 (279 amino acids)
Molecular function (GO): protein binding
Source: RefSeq, a predicted model, not a curated record
AUGGUGCAGGAAGUCGGCACCAUAGCCAGCACAGAAGACCUUCUUAUUCAAAUUCUUUUGCGCGUACCAGCUCGACCUCUGGUCCGAUUCAAAUGCGUCUCCAAGCAUUGGCUCUCUCUUAUCUCCGACCCCAAAUUCUGUCACCGCCACACCCUUCAGAACCCCAACUCCUCCAUCUCCGCUGUCUUUCCUAGGACAUCAGCAUACAUUGCCUUAUCUUUCAUCCCUCUUGAUCUUGAUCAUGACCUUAGAAGUAGCCAUGGAAACCAAAAUCUAUCUGGUUCACCCAACUGCAAUCCUCUUAACUUCGUUCAAAAUCAUGAGAUCAUGAUUAUCCAGUCCUGUAAUGGCCUCUUCUUAUGUUGUCCCCUCGCAAAAAGAAGUAAGCCACCAUACUAUGUUCUCAAUCCGACUACCAACCAGUUUUCCACACUUAAUCCUCCAGCUGCUGCUGCUACUUCUGGUCAACCAUGUUUGAUCCUCGGUCAGGCUUUGGCUUUUGACCCUUCCAAAUCACCUCAUUACAAGGUGCUCUUCCUUUGCAGAGAGAACUAUUACUCGGAUUUUCACAUAGAGAUAUAUUCGUCUGAGACUCAAAGUUGGAGACUUGUCGAUUCCUCUUUCAAUAUGGCACGUCAGGGUGUCCGCUACGAUGAAGGGGUAUACUGCAAUGGCGCAGUUCAUUGGGUAGGGUUGCAUAAAGAGCUCUCGUACUAUCACAUAGAUGAUGAGCGUGUCAGACAUGUUUUCGAGCCUGACAGACAUGUUUUUAGUCUUGGUCUCGAGCCAUUCGAAUGGUUUGAGUUUAGAACAUUGUGGCGGCCAUUUGCAUCUUAUUGA